This is a messenger RNA of Sycon ciliatum, 772 nucleotides long. Its product is annotated as sushi, von Willebrand factor type A, EGF and pentraxin domain-containing protein 1-like. NCBI's taxonomy places the organism in Eukaryota, Metazoa, Porifera, Calcarea, Leucosolenida, Sycettidae. The coding region runs from base 11 to 772 and encodes 253 amino acids. The record is from RefSeq and is a predicted model, not a curated record. The transcript has 5 exons.
CAAACCGAACAUGAUAGGAUGGAGAGGGCCCCAGAGAAAGACUCGUAGCCAAGCAUUGGAUACUGCCGGCAAUUUACGCAACCUGAAUGUCAAGUUGCACCCUAUAUGCGCGAUCGACGUGAAAUGUAAUGUACCUCCUAUUGCUAAUGGCCAGGCUAGCCUGAGAGAAGUACUCUUCACACGCCCUGUAACCUAUACAUGCAUAGCCGGUCGGAGAAUUGAGGGCGAUGCGGCUCCAACGUGCAAGAGUGAUGGAACCCUUACUUCAGUCCCUCGCUGUAUAGAGUUUGUAUGUUCGCCCGAGAGAUUGGAAUUUGGCAUGGUAAAUGCUUCGGUCAUAAAAUAUCUUGAAGUGGCUAAGUAUUCAUGUCAAAGCGGUUACGUUAUAGUUGGAAAUCCUCUGGUAACAUGCAAUGGUUAUCAGUCAUUGAGCCCAGUCCUGUCAUCCUGUCACAGUUCAGUUCCAUUUUCAAACCUGAUCGAACAUCGUUACUGCCAAGCUAGUCAAUCCAUAAUUGCAUCAUCACGCAUUCCACUUCUUCGUGAUGACGCACGUCAACUUUGCCGACUAUAUAAAGGAAAGUUGAUGACGUUGAGAUCCAAGGCUGGAAGAUGCCAUUUACGUCGCUUUGCUUUGGCCAUCCAUUCGUGGCUAGGGGGUUCCACUACAUACAAAGAUAUAAAUGAGAAGGAUGUUAGACCAAGUGACAAGUUUUUUGCUACGUGUGAAAUUCGUAAGUCAACCAGAACGUUUGUGGACUCUAACUCAUGA